UGCGCGCAUGCGCAUGCCACCCGGCAGUGAAUCUCGCUUAUUCACAUAGGUGAAUAACAUCAAAACAGACACAGAGCGUCCCGAUAUCAGAGAUCAGAAAUGGGCAAAGGCGGCGGAACGUUUGAGAGACUUUUGGAUAAGGCUACCAGUCAGCUGCUGCUGGAGACAGACUGGGAGUCCAUUUUGCAGAUAUGUGACCUCAUUCGGCAAGGCGAUACGCAGGCUAAAUAUGCAAUUGGUGCCAUCAAGAAAAAACUCAAUGACAAAAAUCCACAUGUAGCGCUCUAUGGUCUUGAGGUCCUGGAGUCAGUGGUGAAGAACUGUGGCCAGACGAUUCAUGAUGAAGUGGCCAGUAAGCAGACAAUGGAAGAGCUGAAGGAGCUGUUCAAGAAACAACCCGAACUGAACGUGAAGAACAAGAUCCUUUAUCUGAUCCAGGCCUGGGCCCACGCCUUCCGCAACGAGCCCAAGUACAAAGUCAUCCAGGACACCUAUCAGAUCCUGAAGGUGGAAGGUCAUGUCUUCCCAGAAUUCAAGGAGAGUGAUGCCAUGUUUGCAGCGGAAAGGGCCCCUGAUUGGGUGGAUGCAGAGGACUGUCACAGAUGUAGGGUUCAGUUUGGUGUUAUGACCCGAAAGCACCACUGCAGGGCAUGUGGGCAGAUUUUCUGUGGGAAGUGCUCUUCUAAGUACUCUACCAUUCCCAAGUGUGGCAUUGAGAAGGAGGUGCGUGUGUGUGAGCCCUGCUUCGAGCUUCUCAACAACCACCCCUCCCUUUCUCCCCCUCCUAGGAAAGCUGAAGGGAAGGCCACCAGCGCUGGGCAGCCCGAGCUUCCCCCUGAGUACCUGACCAGCCCUUUGUCCCAGCAGUCUCAGGUAGUGCCCACCGAAUCAAUGCCUCCUAAGAGAGAUGAGGCCGCGCUGCAGGAGGAAGAGGAGCUGCAGCUGGCCAUCGCACUGUCUCAGAGUGAGGCCGAGGAGAAGGAGAGAAUGAGACAGAAGAACACUUACUCUGCAUACCCCAAAGCCGAUCCCACCCCUGUGACUUCCUCUGCCCCUCCUGUCAGCACUCUCUACUCUUCACCUGUGAACUCAUCGGCUCCAUCAGCUGAAGAUGUGGACCCAGAGCUGGCCCGUUAUCUAAAUAGAACUUACUGGGAGAAGAAACAGGAAGAGGUUCGCAAGAGUCCCACCCCCUCUGCUCCUGCUCCAGUUUCACUGGCUGAGCCUGUGCCAAUCAGCCAACCAGUGGAAAGCCACGCUUCAGUCCAACCCAUCAACAUAGUAGAGCAGCAAUAUCAGAAUGGAGAAUCUGAGGAGAACCAUGAGCAGUUCCUGAAGGCCUUGCAGAACGCUGUCACCACCUUCCUUAACCGCAUGAAGAGCAACCACAUGCGCGGCCGCAGCAUCACCAAUGACAGCGCUGUGCUCUCUCUCUUUCAGUCCAUCAACAACAUGCACCCACAGCUGCUGGAAAUACUCAACCAGCUGGAUGAAAAGAGACUGUACUAUGAGGGACUUCAGGACAAACUGGCGCAGGUGCGUGACGCGCGGGCGGCACUGAACGCUCUGAGAGAUGAGCACAGGGAGAAACUGAGACGGGCUGCCGAGGAGGCAGAGAGACAGAGACAAAUCCAACUCGCCCAGAAACUAGAGAUCAUGAGGCAGAAAAAACAGGAGUACUUGGAGAUGCAAAGGCAGCUCGCAAUCCAGCGCCUGCAGGAGCAGGAGAAGGAGAGACAGAUGCGCCUGGAGCAGCAGAAACACACCAUUCAGAUGAGAGCACAGAUGCCUGUGUUCUCCCUGCCUUAUGCACAGAUGCAGUCACUGCCUCCUAAUGUGGCAGGAGGGGUGGUGUAUCCCCCCACUGGCCCUCCCAGCUAUCCUGGCACCUUCAGUCCUUCUGGUUCAGUGGAGGGGUCGCCCAUGCAUGGAGUCUACAUGAACCCGCACGGACAGACUGCUGCCGGUGGCCCGUACCAGGCCAUGCCUGUGUCAGCUACAGAUCCAAACAUGGUGAAUGCUUACAUGUAUCAGACUGCAGGCACCAGUGGGCAGCCAUCCGCCCCAGGACAAGCCCCUCCCACAACCACCCCUGCCUACACUAACUACCAGCCCACAUCCACACAGGGCUACCAGAACGUGGUCUCUCAAGCUCAGAGUUUGCCCCCUAUGUCCCAGGCUGCCCCCACCAACGGUAUUGCCUACAUGGGCUACCAGCCAUACAACAUGCAGAAUAUGAUGACCGCCCUUCCAGGACAAGACCCCAACAUGCCUCCCCAACAGCCCUACAUGCCUGGGCAGCAGCCUAUGUACCAGCAGAUGGCUCCCCCCGGCGGUCCACAGCAGCAAUCACAACAGCAGCUGGCGCAGGGUCCACCUGGCAGUGCAGAGGCUCAGCUCAUUUCAUUUGACUGAUCAUAGCUCAUCAUAUGUCAUUACACACCAGGCCAGCACACUACAUUCAACCCUCCCUUACCCUGCUGUUUCUGCACCUGCUCUCACUUCACUAUGUUCCACAAAUAUUGAAGGUGUACAAAUAUUGUAAAAGCAUAUGGCUGUCUGAGUCCCCCUCCUCUCCCUGUCUCUUUAAAUGGAGGAGAGGCUACAGAUGGAGCUGGUGGGGAACCUUUGCAGUUGGUUGAUGAAUCUCACAAAACUCUCUAGAUCAUAUUUUAUCCGUGAAACAAAAAAAGAGCCAACUUUUUUUCUUUUUUUUUUGCUUAAAGAAAAUGAAACCUGUUUUAGACCAUUAAAUUUUUUUGUGACCAUAAAUUAUGACGGUUAAAUGUGUUUCCUUGCUCCGUUCUCAUUAUUGUAAUGCAAAAAAAUUGUCAUUUAAACUGUAAAGUAGUUACAUGGUAAUAUUUGUUGUACUGCCUUUAUCCUGAUAUCAUGAUUUAAAAAUGACUGUGUAUUAGUAAUGAGAUUCCCCAUUGACAAUUAUGAGAAUUACCAAAAA
Messenger RNA from Sinocyclocheilus anshuiensis, 2959 nucleotides. Its product is annotated as hepatocyte growth factor-regulated tyrosine kinase substrate-like. Gene Ontology annotation, cellular component: early endosome. The transcript has 21 exons. Gene Ontology annotation, biological process: endocytic recycling; receptor internalization. The coding region runs from base 100 to 2415 and encodes 771 amino acids. Gene Ontology annotation, molecular function: phosphatidylinositol binding; ubiquitin binding; metal ion binding. The record is from RefSeq and is a predicted model, not a curated record. NCBI's taxonomy places the organism in Eukaryota, Metazoa, Chordata, Actinopteri, Cypriniformes, Cyprinidae.